Molecule: messenger RNA, 381 nt
Organism: Nematocida homosporus
Lineage: Eukaryota; Fungi; Microsporidia
Product: transcription initiation factor TFIID subunit 11
Exons: 1
Coding region: 1-381 (126 amino acids)
Biological process (GO): RNA polymerase II preinitiation complex assembly; transcription initiation at RNA polymerase II promoter
Cellular component (GO): nucleus; transcription factor TFIID complex
Molecular function (GO): protein heterodimerization activity; transcription coactivator activity
Source: RefSeq, a predicted model, not a curated record
AUGCGUACCGAUGAAGAUGACCCACGCGAUACUGAAGAAGAGACUUCAGAAGAGAUCCAGCAAGAAGACCCCAUAAUGAACGAUGUUUCUGCUUUGACCGAAGAUGAAUUAGUGCGAUAUGGGACUUUUAGACGGACUGGAUUUAACAAGCCUGGUAUCAGAAAGUUUGUUAGUCAAGUUCUAGGCCAAACUUGCAAUCCUAACUUUGCUAUUGUGCUUAGUGGGAUAGCUAAAGUCUUUGUUUCUGAGUUGGUUGAGGAGGCCAAGAAAGUUCAGUCUGAAUGGGAAGAGCCCGGGGAGCUAAUGCCUUCGCAAAUACACGAAGCGUAUCGCCGGCUAUACCACCGCAUGCCUAAUAUGGGUGCACCGCUAAGAAGAUAA